Molecule: messenger RNA, 2316 nt
Organism: Penicillium soppii
Lineage: Eukaryota; Fungi; Ascomycota; Eurotiomycetes; Eurotiales; Aspergillaceae
Exons: 1
Coding region: 1-2316 (771 amino acids)
Source: RefSeq, a predicted model, not a curated record
AUGCCCUAUCCGCGCCCGGUCUCCCCACUCUCACUCGAAACAUGCGCCUCACCGCUAUCUGAUAUUGAAACCGAUGAUCUGAUCGGUUCAGAUGAUGAGUUAAAUGAAGUUUCUCGUGCCGCAAAGCGACGACGGAUUGAGAAACUAGCGGAGUCAUAUCUUCGAGGAAAGCCGCUGUUUAUCCUCUCCGCCUCGCUGAAAGGGCCGUUGGGUGAGGGGUGGAAAAACCCAUGGAAAAAGAACAGAACGCAUGGAAAUGUCUCUCACGUCUCGGCAGAUUCUGAGGCCAAAGUACUGGAACGUGUCGUCCAAGAGACCGACGUGCGUGCUCCAAGAUAUAAGGAGGGCUUGUUGGCUGCCACUCAUCGACCCGAGAUUCCUGCUUCAUCUUUGAGAUCACUCGGUGGGACAUCAGUGCAAGCCCGCAAUCCCCCCUCAUCCUCCAGAUCGCCCCGGAGAGAGUCCAAGCCAUUCACUCCACGGCCAGCGCAUGGUGAGAAUGGAGUAGCCCGCUCUCCUAUGAAAUCGAGUAAUUUGCCAUCCUCAUCGGCAGAGAGUCGAAUAAACGCGCCCACUCGUACGUCAGAUUGGUUGAGAAAAGAUCGGACUUUCAUGAACUUCAAAAGUUUUGAGCCGCCGACUUCGCCAACAAGGUCUGUUGCAUCUCGCCAUUCGGACAAGGUUCGCCGACCUCCAACUCGCAGAGUUCAGGUGCAGGUUCCGCAAACUCCGGGAUACCAUCCUACACAAACCGCUCCAGCAAAAACCAUCAAAGCUGCCGCCGUGAACUCAAAUGGGCAGCUCUCUCCACGAUCAGCACGAUCAACACACUCUCACUCCUCAACUUCACUCAAUGUAUCGAAAGUACCAAAAUCGUUGCCAUUUCAGCAAGCUAAAUUCCCACCGGAGGCGUCUCUCCAAAUCGUCCAUUCUUCUUCCCAGUUGCCGAGGUUUGAAUACCGUCGAUGGUUUCAUGAACAGUCGAAGUCGCCUCUGCAAGAUGAGAGUAUCUUGCAAGAGGAAACAAUUUUGUAUGAUGAAACCCCUUUACGAGAGCAAAUCCAACCCGCCCCGCCCCUCGUCAGCUCUGCGAAGGAUCAGCCUGUUAGAACCUCUAUUACUGCCGUUCCUGAUCAACCACCAAACGAUCAGGCAUUGGUCGACCGUACCAAUGACCAAAUAUUGGUCUCUGCUGCACCAGAUAAUGACGAGAAAAAAGCAGCCCCUAAAGAGAAAUCGCCAAACAGAGAUGAAGAACGCAAGUCUUCGUCCAAAGAUCUCAGGUUCGCAGAUGAAGAAGAUAUCGUUAACGAAGAAGACGACGGUGCGGCGUCUCGUAGCAUGUCACCGUCCGCAGCAAGCGAACAGAUCACAACUGAGCAAAAUACAUGUGAAGAUCUUCCAUCUGCGCAAGUAGUACCAACUCCUUUCGGGAUUUCAGACCGAGUGACAUCAUUACACUCGACAGCCCUACCAAAAGGCGAUUCGGGUAUCACCUCAGAAGCGAGCCCUGACCCUCAGCUUUCCACACAGGCGGCUCUUCUCCACGCCCAAAAGUCUUUCCAAGACGAUCUGAAUAGUCCGGCUUACUAUGCUACCACGCCUGGUCAGAAUCAAGCGGUGCAUUCACCGAGUGGUGCCAGUUAUUCCGCAAAUGUCACUCCAUUCUACCGUUUCGAGGACUCGCUUCGACGUGAUGUAGAGAGGAACACAAUGUCUCAUAUUAAGGAUAAGACGAAGGCAACGAGCACGCAGUUCAUGCUUGAUGCAGCUACGCCGUUCAAUUUCAGCACUGAGCAAGCUGGCCAAGAUAUGAGCUGGGAUCCGAUCAAUAAAAACACAUCACAGGCUAUGAACACGCAGUUCAUGCUUGAUGCUGCUACACCUUUUGCUUUCAGUACGGAGAAAAAGCAGCGUGCGACCCGUCCAGAAAUGUCUAGAAGUCCAAGUCCUGAACCAAAGAAAAGGAAGACCCACGUCACGAGUCCUUCAAUCUCUCCUCAAAGCGAAUCAACAAACAUGGACAGUGAAUACCAUUCCGCCGAAUCAAGCCCAGUUAGGAAUGAGCAGAACAUGCAACCUAAAGCCCAAGAUCCAGAUCAUCUACCUUACCAAUCUACCACAGAUGCUUCCUUGCCCCUGUCAAUGAGCGAAUCUCAACCAACAAUGGGCCAGGAUGGACAAGGUGCUCAUCAAGCGGUGGAAAGCUUCAACCUUAGCCAGGCAAUCGCUGAUGCUGGGAGUUGGCUUCAGCAAAGCUUUGAUUUUAUUAAGGACACCGGGCGGCCGAGUCAGGGUCUUCAAUCGCUGCAUUAA